Messenger RNA from Ramularia collo-cygni, 711 nucleotides. RefSeq names its product probable conserved protein/domain typically associated with flavoprotein oxygenases, DIM6/NTAB family. Gene Ontology annotation, molecular function: FMN binding. NCBI's taxonomy places the organism in Eukaryota, Fungi, Ascomycota, Dothideomycetes, Mycosphaerellales, Mycosphaerellaceae. The coding region runs from base 1 to 711 and encodes 236 amino acids. The transcript has 2 exons. The record is from RefSeq and is a predicted model, not a curated record.
AUGGUCUUCUACGAACCAGGCAAGACAUCUCAUGGCCUACCUCGAGACCCAUUCAAGUCAUGUGUGACCCCUCGACCCAUUGGCUGGAUAUCCUCAAAGUCGAAGAAAGGGGUUGAUAAUCUGGMACCAUAUUCUCAAUUCAACAAUCUCAGUUUCGACCCUCCAUAUGUCAUGUUCUCUUCCAACCAGGACCCAAACCAGCAACGAAAGGAUACAGUCAACAACGCAGAAWCCACAGGCGAGUUUGUAUGGAACAUGGCGACUUGGAAUCUCCGAGAAGCCGUGAAUUUGAGCGCCCAGUGGUUCGCCGAGGAAAUUGACGAAUUCGAGCAAUGCGGCUUGGAGAAGCAGCAGGCCAGUCUUGUCAACGUUCCCAUGGUCAAGGACUCUCCAAUUAAAUUCGAAUGCAAGCACUACUCAACAAUGAGACUACCCGGCAAUCCUCCGAUGGGCAGUGUAGAUGUCGUGAUAGGGAGGGUCGUUGGGAUCCACAUCGAUCCUUCGAUUCUGACGGACGGUCUGAUCGAUCUUGGAAAGGCAAUGCCAAUUGCGAGGUGCGGCUACUAUCAGUACGCGGUUGUGAAGCCCGAGUCGCUGUUUGAAAUGAUUAUUCCAGGUGAUCCGAAGUUACUCGUGGGGUUGGAGGGCAAUACGGAGCAGCAGAAGAAUAUGGAUUCCACAAACAUUGAGAAGGAUCAAGGUAUAAAGUGA